AUGGCUCCUGUGACAAAAAACUUGCUCGAAGCCCUAACCAGGGCUGCUCGUUCUGCCCCCGAGAAGGGCCUUCUGAUCUACCCGCCUGGACAGACGGAAGGCGAGCCCGUCAGAAUCACGUAUCCCGAUCUCCUGGGGGAUGCAAUUGUCCUGGGAAACUCGAUCAAGACCAUCCCGGGCCUGACGCCGGAGACGAUCAUCCUCAUCCACCUGGACAACCAUGAAGAUAAUGUCCGCUGGCUGUGGGCGGUGCUGGCGGCCGGCCAAGUGCCUGCCAUCUCGACGCCGUUCACUAACAACCUCGACCAACGCCGCAAGCACCUGUUGCAUCUGCAGGAUGUCCUGCAGAGCCCCGUAGUGCUCACCAGGGAACAUCUGGUGUCCGAGUUUCUCGACCUGCCUGGACUUGUCAUCCACACAGUCGAGGAUCUGACGGCCCACCAAGCUCCUCUCCGGGCCGAGUAUAUCUCAAACAACGGGUACACGCAGUCACCCAAGGACCUUGCCGCCCUGAUGCUCACGUCUGGGAGCACCGGGAAUGCGAAGGCCGUAGCGCUGCGCCAUGGCCAGAUCCUGCAUGCCGUCGCGAGCAAAGCCGUGUACCACGGCACACAUCGCGAUGAGGUCUUUCUGAACUGGAUCGGCAUGGACCACGUCGCCAACCUCACAGAGAUUCACCUGCAUGCAAUGAAUCUGGGGGCAGACCAGGUGCACGUCCACGCUGGCGACCUUCUGGCCAACCCGCUCGCGUUUUUGCGGCUCAUCGAGCGCCACGCAGUGGGAUACACGUUCGCGCCGAACUUCUUCCUCGCAACGGUAAAGAAAACCCUCGAGAACAUACUGCCGCAUCGAUCGGUAGACGACGCCCCGAGCCAGGGCCUCCCAGAUGUCUCCUCCCUGCGCUGCCUGAUCUCUGGCGGAGAAGCCAACUCAACGGCGCUGUGUGCCGCCCUGACCAAGUUGCUCCAGCCGUUUGGGGCCCCCUGCGACUUCAUCCGGCCCGGGUUCGGCAUGACAGAGACAUGUGCUGGUAGUAUAUACAGCAAAGACUGCCCUGCGGGCGACCUUGUGCAAGCGCGAGAGUUCACCUCGCUAGGCCACUGCAUCCCGAGCAUGGAGAUGCAGGUGCGAGACACCGAGGGCCGGGUCUGCGCCGCCAACGAGACCGGCCAUCUCGAGGUGCGCGGUUCUAACGUGUUCAAGGAGUACUUCAACAACCCGACCGCGACGCAGGAGGCCUUCACGCCGGACGGCUGGUUUGUCACGGGUGACUUGGCCUUCCUGGAUGAGAGCCAGCGGCUGCAUCUGGUCGGCCGUGGCAAGGAGUCGAUCAACAUCAACGGUCUCAAGUAUUACCCGCACGAGAUCGAGGGCGCAAUCGAGGACGCCCGCAUCCCCGGCGUGGCGAUGUCGUACACGGCCAUCUUCCCCUAUCGGGUGCCGGGUGCGGCGUCCGAAACACUCUGCGUGGUGUAUCUACCCACCUACGCCGUGGACGACGUCUCUGCGCGCGUGAGUACGCGCAACGCAAUUCGCACGGUCGUCAUGAACCACUGCAUGGCGCGGCCGCAUCGUAUCAUCCCGCUGGACCGGGUGUUCUUGCCCAAGUCCGCUCUGGGCAAGCUCUCGCGCGCCAAGAUCAAGAAGGCGUUCGAGGCCGGCAUGUACGACUCCAGCAUCCAGCAGGACGAGGAGUUCCUGGGGCAGGCCACCAACGGCCCGUCGCUGCAGCCCACCACGCCCGCCGAGGCGGCAGUGCAGAGGGUGUUCGCCGAGGUUUUUGUCGCAUCAAGGGCGGAGCUGUGUGUCCACACCAACCUGUUCGAUCUGGGCUGCUCGUCGCUGGAGAUCUUCCAGAUUAAGUGGCUACUGCAGAACGAGCCGGACCUGCCGGACCGCAUCCCCGUCACAACGAUCAUCGGUCACCCGACAAUUGAAGGCCUCGCUGCGGCUCUAGACCCGACUGCCACGGACCGUUCUAGCAAGCCCUACGACCCGGUGGUCACGCUCCGCACGGGGGGCAACAAAACUCCCCUGUGGCUGGUCCACCCGGGCGUCGGCGAGGUAUUGGUCUUCUUGCACCUGGCCAACCGAUUCACGGAUCGACCGGUGUAUGCGCUGCGCGCGCGAGGGUUCGACGGGGAGCCUUUCUUCAGUAGUGUGGGUGAGAUGGUAGACGCCUACCGCACGGCUAUCCAGCGUGUGCAGCCCGCCGGGCCGUACGCCAUCGCAGGCUACUCGUACGGCGGCACGGUGGCAUUCGAGAUUGUCAAGCAGCUGCGGCAGGACGGGUUCGCGACACCUUUCCUGGCGGUGUUCGAUCAGCCGCCGCAUAUCAAGGAGCGCAUGCGCCAUGGCGGCUGGGCGGACGUGCUGCUGACGCUGGCGCGUUUCUUUGAUCUGCUGCUCAACGCAGAGGCCGAGGCCACGGUUGUCGCUCAGUUGCGGGCACUCGGGGGAGGGCUAGAAGACGACACUGAUAAGGGCCAGCUGGUGGAUCUGCUCCUGGCGUCGGCCUCGGAGCACCGCCUGGAGGAGUUCGGGCUGGAUAAGAGCCGGCUGGCGACGUGGACUAGCCUGGCGCUCAACUCACACGUCAUCGCGCGCGACUACGAGCCCCAGGGUCGUGUUCCAGCGCUGGAGGUGCUCUAUGGGCAGCCGAUUGAGGCGGUGGCAAGCACCAAGACGGAGUGGCUGGAGCAGAAGCUGUCGCGCUGGACGGACUUUGUCGACGACGUACACUUCCACGAGGUGCCGGGGCAUCAUUACACGCUGCUGGCGCCAGAGAAUGUCGGCGCCUUCUAUCGGACUCUGCGGGCCAGGAUGGAAGCGAGGGGGGUCUAG
Penicillium riverlandense is the source of this 2844-nucleotide messenger RNA. RefSeq lists its product as uncharacterized. The record is from RefSeq and is a predicted model, not a curated record. Bases 1 to 2844 code for a protein of 947 amino acids. The transcript has a single exon. Lineage: Eukaryota; Fungi; Ascomycota; Eurotiomycetes; Eurotiales; Aspergillaceae. Gene Ontology annotation, biological process: biosynthetic process; secondary metabolic process. Gene Ontology annotation, molecular function: CoA-ligase activity.